Nasonia vitripennis (jewel wasp) is the source of this 4193-nucleotide messenger RNA. Its product is annotated as protein jim lovell. Gene Ontology annotation, biological process: regulation of transcription by RNA polymerase II. The transcript is spliced from 7 exons. Lineage: Eukaryota; Metazoa; Arthropoda; Insecta; Hymenoptera; Pteromalidae. Gene Ontology annotation, cellular component: nucleus. Bases 788 to 2734 code for a protein of 648 amino acids. Gene Ontology annotation, molecular function: DNA binding; protein binding. The record is from RefSeq and is a predicted model, not a curated record.
UCUCGCACGAAAAAUCGUCGUAAAUAAGAAAACCAAAGGCAACGAUCACUCCCUCCAACCCCAAGCAGUAUACAAGCAAGUAAUCCCAACUCUUAUUUCUCGCCAUCCGUCGCUCUCGGCUGGCCUCAUGCAAGUGGCAUGUGCGCAUCGUCGACGUACAUAUCGCAGAGCGGGAGAGAGAGAGAGAGAGAGAGAGAGAGAGAGAGAGAGAGAGAGAGAGAGAGAGAGAGAGAGAGAGAGAGAGAGAGAGAGAGAGAGAGAGAGAGAGAGAGAGAGAGAGAGAGAGAGAGAGCAGAGAGAAGGAGAGAGAACCCAGCGGCAGCGUAUACAAUAUACUAGAGCAGCAGCAGCAGCCGACCGGCGGGCGGCUCGAGCCUCUGGCGCACAUGCGCGCUUCGCUCGGCGCUCGCUUCGUCGUUGCUGCUUGCGGCUCGGCCGCCACCGAUUUCGAUUUUAGUCGUGGCCGGGUUCGGCUUGGGGGAAGAAAUCGCUCUUUCCUCGCGCGGUAUUCUUUCGCAUCGAGCUCCCAGCAGACGCGCAGUGCCGUAGUUUUCUACUCCACGCUUUCGCCGCUACAGCCUGUCUACAUCGAUCGAUCGUCGCAUAGGAAGCUGACUGUGCCCAGCCGAUUUUCCUCUCUCAAGUGGACUGCAGCGCUCAAUAUCGAAAAACGUUCUCAUCCAUGUCAAAGCUCUCGAAAUCACGCCAAAGCGAAUGGUUUAGAGUUCGGCUAUGAGUAGAGGCUUAGUAAAUUGAAGAAUUCGAAGAACGAAACGCCGCUAGCGCCAUGUCUCUAAAAAGCGGCAACCGGAACCUGGUCUCCACGGACUCGAAGCGCGCAGCCAAGACGAUCUCCUGUAUGCGAAACGGCAAAAUCGCCUUUGGCAACUCAUCCAACACCGCGUCUACCUCCCCAACCAAGCCCCACAACACCACUACACCGACCAACAACCCCAGCGACAACGACGAGGACGAGAAGAAGAUGACGGCGACUACCCUCACCAUGAAACAAGAGCCUGAGGACGAGGACGACUCCUGCUACUACGAGGAGGAGAACCUGAUGCAAUCACAGCAGCAUCAGGCGAGCUCGCACUCGCGCGGCACCUAUCCCAUGCUGACCAGGGUGAGAUCGCACUCGAGGAGCCUUCGAGCCAUGGCUAACCCCAGUGCUGUCUGGGCACACUUCGAUCUCUGCUCGAACGAUCCGCUGAGAGCCCAGUGCAGGAUCUGCGGAGCUGUGGUCGUCAGAGGUGGGGCUAAUCCCAGACAGUGCGGUACCACUAAUCUCCAUCGGCACCUCAGGGUGCACCAUGGCGGCCGGCUCAUCGGCAGGAGAUAUCACGUGAUGAGCGAGUUCGGCAAGCGGGAGCACGACCAGCCGCAAGCCGCGAAGGCCCUGCGCCUAGCUACGCAGAAUUUGGUGCGUCAGAUGCGUCAGAUCGCUCCUGCACCGAUCGCCCAAUCGAGUCCACAACAAACUCAGCAGCAGCAGACCUCGCAGCAACCGACGAAGACACUGGUGUUGAAGACCAUACCACUCAAAGUGAAGCAGAUCUCGCCGACGGCCAUAAAAAUGCAGCAGGCGAGACAGAACUUGCAGCCGGGGCAACCAGGAGUACCUCAGUCCAUCUCGGCACACCAGCCACCUACUGAGGUCUGUCUAAGGUGGAACAGUUACCACAGCAACAUGCAGCAUAGCUUCCCGUCCCUGCUGGACAACGAGCAGUUCGUGGACGUUACUCUUGCCUGCGAGGGUCGCUCUCUCAAGUGCCACAAGAUGAUCCUUUCCUCGUGCAGUGACUAUCUGGCUCAGUUGCUACGUGAAAAUCCCUGCCAGCAUCCGAUCAUCCUUAUGAAGGAUCUGAAAUUCUGGGAAGUUGAAGCCCUGGUCAAGUUCAUGUACCGGGGCGAGGUCAACGUGACCCACGAUAAGCUGCCGCAGCUGCUCAACGCUGCCGAAGCUCUGCAGGUCAAGGGUUUGGCUGGUCCAAGUGGUUCUCAGCAUCCAAAACCACCACUAUUGAUCCCACAAACCAGAAAAAUAGUUCCUCAGCAAAUAAUUACCCGCGUCGCUAACGAAACCAAAGACAACAAGCCAUCGACUUCGACUAGCAACAACACACCUAGCAGCACUACAGCUACUACCUCAACUCCGGCACCCAACGUCGCCAGCCCCAAGCGCGGCAUAAAGCGUCGCCCUAUACCCUCGGAGGUACCAGAAGCUCGUCCGUUUACCAAGAUUCGUUUACAACGCCCGGUGUCACCUCAAAGCAAAGGCCAGUCGUCACCAAUGGUAAAAGUCGAGCCGCUGGACAUACCUCUGAGUCCCGGUGGAGGCAUAUACGCCGAUGAGCAUCGGGAUGAAGAGGACAGCAGCUCGAAUACCCAACAAUUUGAGAGUAUCAUUGGCCUGCAUGAAGACGACGAUCCUGGCGGGGACAUAGAACUCGCCGACGAAUUAGACCACAACGACGACUCGAACCAAUAUUCCGAAGAUCAGAUGGAAUUUGUGCCAACGGAUUUCCUCGAGCAAGAACAAGAUAUCACCGACGAUCCUGAAGAUCAGACGAAUUGCGACAGUAUACAGCUCACCGACGAUGAUUCCAAGCACAACAACGAGGAAGAGGAGGAGGAGGAAGAAGAGGACGACGACGACGAUGAGGAAGAAGAUGAAGGCGAAGAGAAAAGUGAAGAGGAAUCGAGACCAGAUCGCACAAAGAAAGACAAAACAUAAUAAGGGGCGUUGAUGCGCUCAUAGUCGUUGGCAUUCUAAAUUAUAUAUGUAAAAAAUAUAUUUUUUCCUUUUUUGGAAAGAUGUGCGAAGUGAACUGUAGUUUCGCUAUAGCGGAAGAGACAAAUUACUCAGGAAAAGUAUUAAGAGACUUUUUUUACACGAGCUUCUUUACUGAAGCUAUUAUGUUUUUUUUUUUUUUUUUUUGUUAUACGGUUGUAUAAAUUCGUAUGUAAAGAUUAAAUUUUUACAUGUGAUAUUACAAAACGACAUACAGUAAUUUUUUAUCGCUGAUUCCGUUUUUUUGUAGUUAAGUGACGUUUUUUAAGUUUUGUAUUCAUGAUUCGAUCGUUUUGAGUAACUGCUGGAUAAUGAUGAAAGUGAAUUUUUCGUAUGCAUUUUCAAGCUUUUGAAAUUCCUGAAUAAGCGCUUGUAUUUCGAAUUAUUUUUGUUGGCCAAACGUUUGAUAUUGUGAUUUUCUUUAUAUUAUUAUUAAUAUGUGUACAUAUGAACAAAUACGAUUAGCAUACAGUAAUUUACUAUUAAGUAUGAAUCGACAUUUGAUGAAGAUAAAUGCCAUACUUUACUUUGAGAUCUUUGUGUCUACUAGCAUUGCCGAAGAAUCAUUUUAAUAUUUUAUUCUCGACGUCGUUUGUAUAUGUAGAAAAUGAAUAAUUUGUGAAUUAUUUAGCUAAUAGAAGUAUCUGCUAGAGCUGUAUGAUAGAUAAUAUGAUAUUAUACAAAUGCCAAACUCCAGAUUUUACAAUUUGCUCAUAACCAAGCUUAUUUGAUCAGAGUUGGAAAUUUAUUUGUAUUAACGGAGCGCAAAGAUUCUCAGAAGUAUGAUUUUUUAAACCAGUUUAUUUAUGAAUUAAUGUAGCUGUAAUCGCGCUUAUAAUUGAAAUAAUAAGUACAACGUUAAUUUUAGCUGUUAAAAAUGCAAGUUUCUUAUGAUUUUUAAGUUAUUAUGGCAUAAUGAGCGAUUAUGCCAUGCAUCUUUUAAAUAAAUUACCAGCUCUGUAUUGUAUACCUGUGUGCCAUUUGUAAUGAAGUUUGCUUUAAGUUUAAAAUUCUUGCAUUUAAAGAGUAAGUUGCCGAUAGUUUCAAUAAUGAAUAAUGUUCAUUGAAUGCGAUCUACUACAGACCUGUAUAUUGCAGUGUUACAUUUUAUACUCUACAAAAACUUGACUAUCUAUACACAUACAGUUCGUGUGUAUCGUUCAGAGAACAUCUAAGAGAAUAUAUUUCUCUAUGUUACAGUACAUAGUAACCAAAUCUAUCUUUAACUUAUUAUAACAAUGAGAGACUAUUUAAGAGUCAUUUAAAGUUGAGUAUGUAUGGAAAAAUGCUAUGUAUAAGUAUAUACUGAAUGAAUGUUCAUAACUUGUAAGUUUGUCAAAAGUUAAGAACAUCAUCCUGUAUGAAACGAUGACUUAUAAAUAAAAAAAAAGUGAAAGUAAAA